Molecule: messenger RNA, 1663 nt
Organism: Ruditapes philippinarum (Manila clam)
Lineage: Eukaryota; Metazoa; Mollusca; Bivalvia; Venerida; Veneridae
Exons: 5
Coding region: 457-1308 (283 amino acids)
Cellular component (GO): plasma membrane
Source: RefSeq, a predicted model, not a curated record
CAUUGUUUAGACAAACUUUGCGCACUUUUGCGAAAACAAUUAAGGACGACACUCGGGAAUUUUAUUCUCAGAGCGGGAACAAUUCCAGUCGGUCUUGUUUGAUACAAUGCAUGUUUGAUCUCUUUUACUACAAUUCUAUUUGUAGAAGAUGUUAAAUGAAAUAUGAGUUUAUUAACAAAGUUACGUCACAAAACAAAUAUUGUAACUAUUGAAUCUUAAUAUAUGGGUAUAUUUAACAUUCUUGAAAAAAUAUAGCUUAUUUGUAUUUGAUUAUGUUUAUUGACAUUCUCCCAAAUGCAUGGCUAUAGACUUUACAUGUUUGGUAAGCCAGUUUGUAACUCAAUGUCGACACGCUUAGAUAUAUGAAUUAUUAACAACAGCAGAGUAAAAUAAUAAAGCAUAUCAGUCAAGUCUUUCAAAUAGCAUUCGACUUCGGUGCUGUGAGUGAUUCCGAAAAUGGCAAAAAAGGAUAUAAUUUCAUAUAUUUUUACAAUUCUGUUCUAUGUGUCUGAUUAUUUACUUACAAUAUAUGGAGAAAAUGCUUUAGUACAUUAUAGGAUAACGAGUCAUCAUACAUGUUUAUCUUCUGAUACUACUUUAUAUAUCAUCAACGGAAUCUCUGUCAAACAAUGUGUGGAGGAAUGUGCGAUACUUCCAAAAUGUUCAGCUGUCAACUACAAACGGCUUUAUAAACUAUGUGAACUGCACUCAAUUCUGCACGAAACGCGCGUGGCUCGUUCCGGUGAAUCUUGUUUAUAUAUAAAAAGAUCAGAUAUACAUAAUGAAGAGUUGAAGUCCUCUACUGACGUAUGUCAAACUUGUGGGGAUGGAAACUGUGGAACUAAUCUUUGUGACUCAAAAUUUUGCGCUGCUCUAGAUAUUAAGGAUGGUGCUAUUCAAGGCAAUAUGAAAGCAGUUGGUUCACGUGUAGAAAUCACGUGUCACAAAUAUUUCAAGGAAGUGUCAGGAAAGACGCACUCGAUCUGUCAGAAUAAUGGGUCAUGGUCACACUAUCCCAAUUGCAUUCCAAAUUACGAAUACAUGGGUUGCUUUGAAGAUCGAGAAGACCGGAUUCUAGAUGAACGCGAUAUUAGGCCGCCAUUAUUGACAACAGACAUGUGUGUCAGGAUGUGUAUUGAAUAUGAUCAUAAAUAUUCAUUAACAGAGGCCGGCUAUGCGUGUUUCUGUGGUGACACGCUUAAAGACUACCCUCGACAACCGGAACAUGAAUGUAACACGCCAUGUAAGGGGAAUCAAAGUGAAAUAUGCGGAGGCAAAUGGCGAGGCUCUUUGUACAUGCAUAACUAACAGUGUUAUGUAAACAGACUAAGUAAGAAAACAGAAACACUAUUAAACUCAUUAACGUCAAAUAAAGAUUUAUUGCACAAUACUUCUAUCAAAGUGUUUAUUCUACGGAUAUUUCAAAGACAUGGUGCAAAAGUGACAGAAUGGUUAACGUUACAAUGGAAUUGAAGUGUAAAUGGAAACACCAAACUCAUAAAUAAAUUUCAAGUUUCCAUACAUUUUUUAAUCAAAUGUGUCAACUUCUUUCCUUCGAAUGUAAAAAGGGAAAUAUCAUUGGCUAAGUUUUAGUUUUGUAUUAUAUGUUAACUUAUAUGUGGUCAAUGUGGUAUUUGUAUUUAUACAAAAAAAAAUGUUUGUU